AGAGGUAUGACACCAGUGCUUUGUACAAGAUGUAACCUGCUGCAUGAUUAUGUGUUGCAGGGUCCAUCUUCAGAGCUUGAUGUGGAGUCCCACCACUCAGUAAAGACUUAGCCAUGGCAGGUAAACGCAGCAAACCCAAGCGUGGCAAAGGUAAAGGCACCAGUAAGAAAAAGCAGAAGGUGGUGAAGGAAGUGGAUAUCCUCAGCCGAGAUGCCAUGCUCAACGCUUACUACGUCUGCCACAAUGCUGCUGCCUGCCUGGAGUUACGGGGCUUUCCCUGGCCUGGCUCCCCCAAAAAGAAGAAGAAAACAAAGUAACUGGCUGGAAGGUGAAGGACUUGUAGAAAACCAGGCUCCCCUGGGAAGAAGAGACAUUUUUGUGGAUUAGACUCUAGUGAUUAGCUCAUAUUUGGCCUGUUGUGUCCAUACAAAGACACUCUUAUUACAGCUCCAGCCUAGAGUGACAAAUGGUGAGUGACGCUGUGCUGGUGAAUUUUCAUCUGUGGCACUUCACCCUCUGGUUCUGUGUGGAAUAAAACUUGCUCUCUGUAGUCUGAAGGGUUUGUAGUGAGGUUUGCUUUACCCAAACUCAUGUUGCUCUUUUAUGGAUGGGAUACACUUCCUGACAGUGUUAGUGGAAAACUGAGCUCAGAAAGCGGAUACCACAGA
This is a messenger RNA of Neopsephotus bourkii (Bourke's parrot), 668 nucleotides long. RefSeq names its product small lysine rich protein 1 (gene SMKR1). The transcript has 2 exons. The record is from RefSeq and is a predicted model, not a curated record. Bases 114 to 317 code for a protein of 67 amino acids. Lineage: Eukaryota; Metazoa; Chordata; Aves; Psittaciformes; Psittacidae.